Molecule: messenger RNA, 5623 nt
Organism: Trypanosoma cruzi
Lineage: Eukaryota; Euglenozoa; Kinetoplastea; Trypanosomatida; Trypanosomatidae
Product: dispersed gene family protein 1 (DGF-1), putative
Exons: 1
Source: RefSeq, a predicted model, not a curated record
AUGCGGUCUGCUGUGGGUGCGUGUCCGCGCAGCCGGCACCGCGAGCGGCACAGGGCCCUUGCGGCUGUGCUUUUGGCGCUGCUUGUGGUGUUGGUGCUGGUUGCGGCGGCGGCGUGGAUGCCCGCGGUGCAUGCGGUGGUGCUGCGACUGCGGGGCGGUACGGUGGACAGGGCCAUCACGGUUGGCCGCGCCGUGGACACGGUGCUGAUGGACGGCGUGUCCAUCACGAACGGCGUGGCUGUGGUGUUCGACGUUGCGGCGAUGCUUCUCGGCACACUGCGCAUCGAAUUGAGGAACUGCGUGUGCGACGGCGGUGCGCAGCUCUACGUGCGGGGCUACAGCGGCGAGCCGGCGAGUGACCGGAGCCUGGAGGUGAGCGUGAGCGGGCUUUCCGGGAGCUACUGCUCGCUUGUGUUUGUGCACAACCUUCCGGCACACACGAACGUGACGGUCCGCGACUCGACGAUUGUGACGCCUGGACCGAUGCGCUACUCGCAGCUGAGCGGGCUGACGGACGCGGUGGCGUCGCCGCUUGUGCUGCACGCGACGUCGCUGUUGCAGACGCAGCUGCGUGUGAGCAACACUGUGCUGAGGUCGUUGCACGCGGGCGGGUCGGCGGUGUACGUUGGCGGCGACGUGGACCUGCUGUCGAGCGCGGUGGUGCUUGACGGCGUUUUACUGGAGGCGUCGGGCGGUCCGACCGCAUCCGCGGUGCAUGUGGCGUCCUCGUCGAUUCUCAGUCUGCGGAGCCACUCGGUGUUCUCCGUGACGAACGUCUCUGUUGUGAGCAGCGGCGGCGGCCUUGUGCUUGGCGAGCGUCUCGCGGUGUUUGAUUCGGUGCUGCGCUUCGUGGGCGUCGAGGGGUCUGUCGCGUCGUCGCUGGUGCGCUGCGACGGUGGGACGGUGGGUGCCGGCGGGUGGCUGGAGCUGCGCGACGUGUGGGCGGUGGGUGAGGCCUCGUCUGUGGCGUCGCUGUCGGGUGUGACGCUGAGCGGCGGCACCGUGUCGAUUGCGCGCUGCACUGCCGCCGGCGCGACGCUUGUCUCCGGGCCGGCGAUCACGAGCGGCGUCGUGUCGGUGCAGUGCAACCGUGCCGGCGGCCGGGUGCUGCAGAGCAGCGGCGACUACCGCAUGGCCGGCCUGUCCUCCGUGAGCGUGGUGCCGUGCGACGGCUGUGCGGCCGCGCUGGCGUGCUUCGAUGCGCUGACGGCUUCGUUCUCUGACUGCGCGUGCAGCUGCCGUGCCGGCGGUGUGGGCGAGGCGUGCCUGCCGUUCGACGUGCCGCUUGCGAGGGCCGGUGGUGAUUCGCAGGACUGCGUGAGUGGCGUGACGCUGACGGAGUCCGUGACGGUUGGCGGUGGGCGGGCGACGGCGUGCUUCGACUUGGUGGUGUUCAGCGGGCCAAUCACCGUGGGGGUGGACCUGCGCUCGAUGGACGCGUUCGCUGACGCUCUGAACGUGACGCUGCGCCACUGCGUGCUUGCGGGCGGCGCGCAGCUGCGGAUUGGUGGCCUCAGCGAGAGCACGGCGCUCUCGAUGCCUCACGCCCUCGUCAACAUGACAAAUGUGACGUCGCUGGAGGGCACGUUCGUGCUGCAUGGCGCGAUGCCGCCGAACUCGAGUGUGCUGCUGGCGAACUCAACGCUGCGUGCGACGGUUGGCGGGUCGCGGUACGUGCCGACGACCCAUGGCCGUGCGGGAUACCGGUACGGCUCCGCGCUUGUCCUGGACGGCGUCCGGCUUCUGUCGACGCGGUUUGUCAUGACGCGGUCUACGCUGGCGUGUGGCGGGGGUUCUUGCGCGGCUAUCCUCGUGGAGCGCAGCCUUGGCGCCGACCUGUCCAGCGCCUUCUACAUGGACAACUGCGUUGUCGUGUCGCGGACGCAAGUGAUGCACGGUCUUGCGUCGGACCUGCGUGUCAGCGGCGGCUCCGUGUUCUCCAUACAGAACAGCUCUUGGAGUGUGCCGAGCACCGAAUACUAUAACGGCGCGUGUGGGUUCAGGGAUGUUGCGGUGGCUGGCGGCAGCGUGCUGCAGAUCGUGUCCAACACUUUCCGCCUCAGCUUUGCCAUGCUCAUGGCAGCCACUUUGUCCGUGACCGGCGGCAGCUGGCUGGUGCACCGCGACAACGAGUUUCGCACCGCCUACGUCGUGCACGUGAAUAACUACUACGGCGUGGCUUUCCGCGAUCGGAGUGUGUGGUCGAUACUUGACAACAAACUCACGCACGGCUCGUACUCGUCGACUCAUGCACACAUGACAAACGAUUGGUCACAACCAUCCGACUCGCGCCCGAUCAUCUACGGCGUGUGCAACGAGGCAAGGGGCUCUCCUGUGACGGAUUACCAGUACGACCUGAAUAUUGGGACGCCUGUGACGGUGUUGGACUGUGGCGUGUGUACCAUGGACGCCGUGUGCUUUGCAGCGAGGACGAGCAGCAUCAGCGGCUGUGAGUGUGUGUGCGCUGCUGGCGGUCACGGCGACACUUGUCUACCAGCUGCGGUUCCGGACGGCCUUGGACCGCUCCCGCUCCCCGACGCGAAGGACACGGAGGUACGCUGCGUGCACGGUGGCAGCAUCAGCUCCGUGGACUAUCCUGAUCCCGGUGUGCGUGGUCUGUGCUUUGUCAACGUGACCUUCACCGCCGCGAUCGUGCUGGACCUCUCGCUUUUUGACGCACUGGAAAAGACACUCAACGUCACCCUGCUGCAGUGCGUCCUCGCGGGCCUGUCGGUCAAGGGGAGUGGUGGGCGUGUGCACGUGAACGUGACUUCUUCGAUGCUGGAUUCUGGUGAGUUGGAGUUUGAGGGUGAUUUUGGAGCGAGUUCCCAGAUACUGGUGGUGGGCAGUGCAAUUGUGACGACGUCGAGCCACGCCAUUCUAUUUUUGAAUUUUUACCCCAGUGAGAACUCGACGCUGCUGCUACUUGACAACCGCAUUGAAGGGAAUCGGUACGCAGUUUAUUUUACCAAUGAUGUUGUUGUUGAUGGUGGCGGGAUCAUUGUGAAGGGAAAUACGCUGGGUACAACGGAGAAGGAUGAGGGUAUGGAAGCAUCUGUUUAUGUUUGCGCUGUUGAUUUGAAGAACGGCGGCUACCUUGACGUUGAGAACAACACAAUGAGCGCGGCUAAUGGCUUUUUUCUUCUUGGGGAUGCUGGCGUGGGCUCUUCGGGGCUGCUGAGAGUGGCGGACUGCACCUUUGUUGGCAGAGCGGGAGUUUUGAAUUCCGCGCUGUUGUAUUUUUCUGGCUCUGUGACUUUCCAGGGUGGUGCGCAGUGGCGUGUGACGGGCAACAACGUAAGUGCAGCCUCAAUAAUAAGUAUAUCGCGUCACCAGCACAAAAUUCAGCUGUCGGACAGAGGCACCACCGCGGCGCUUGCAAACAACCGUCAGGUGGAGGGAAGCGCCUUCUUUGCUGGUCUGGCUCUGUCAAAGACGGUUGUGGCGUCACCCGCGCGGUUUGUGGUUGGGUGCAACCUUCAGGACGGUGAGGAGGCGUCGUACGCCGGUGUGUUUCCGAAGCUCGUGGUGGUGUUCAGGUGCGGCACGUGCAACGACGACGCGGCGUGCUACAUGCCCGGGACGGAGUCGGUGGACCGCGGCUCGUGCUCGUGCAGCUGCAAGGACGGAUGGCAUGGCGCGUCGUGUCUUCCCUUCGAGGUGCCCGACACGGUUGUGCCGCCCUUGCCGGAGAGAGCCGUCGACGGCGACACGAGCUGCGUAGUGAGCCAGACGCUGACGAGCCUCGCGCUGAACAUGUGGAAGACGCACCACUGCUACGUGGGUGUGAUAUUCAGCGGCGUGGGUGCUGUGCUGACGUUCUUUCUCGACGGUAUGCCGCUGCAUCUCCCCAUCAACAUUACGCUCACCGGGUGCACAUUCCGUGAGGGUGCCGCGCUGCAGUUUGUUGGGGGUGCUGAGGCGGCCGAGUCAGCCGGCGUCCUGAUCCGCGUGGGCCGGACGGUGAUGCGGUCCUCCGUCGUUGUUUUUAUGGGUGCCCUUCCGCAGCAUUGCGACAUUGCCGUCACGGAGGUUGAUGCGGUGCAGUCCUCCGCAGUUCAGACUUUGGAAAAUGGGAUUAACAAGCUGAGCGUGGUGAUGCUGCGGGAAGUCUUGUUGAGUGGUUCCUUUUUGUUGGUCAGCAACGUCAAGGCGAAUGCAUCGAGGUACGGUUUGUUUGGUUUUUACUCGAUCGGGACUCUGACGCUGGUGGGUGGCAGCUCGCUGUACACGCGGUACUGCAGCUUCGAUGGAUACACACACCUGUUCCACGUGGCCAUGCUCAGUGUCCGCAAUCACUCUGUUUUUGCGCUGCUCAACAAUACAAUGUCCUCCGGAACAAGCUUCCUGCUUCAGUACCAAGACUUCAGCGUGUUGGAUCACAGCGUGUUGCGCGUGGUGGGGAACAGCGGCUCUGUGUGCUACGCCAUCUUUGCAGACGACUCGUGGACCGUCCAGGAGUCAAGCUGGUUGGAUUGGCGUGACAACGACGUGGGUUUGGGUGCGAUGUUAUACGACACUGAGUUCGCCUUAGUGAGCAUCGACAGCAGCAGUGUUGUGACGCUGACGGGCUGCAAGAUGGGCUUGACGGGAUUGUCGGAGCCUCUGCUAUUGCGGACUGAAACCGGCUACCGGUUCGUUGCUGGGUGCCUGACGCUCGCGGGUCGGAAGGUGACGACGGCGGCUGAACUGGAGCUUAACGGCAUCACCAACGUGACGACGGUUGCCGCGUGCGGGGAGUGCACGAAGGACGGCGACUGCUUUGCACCGCUGACGACGGCGAUCAUUGACUGCAAGUGCCAGUGCGCUGCUGGAGGGCACGGCGAUGUGUGUGUCCCGGCGCCUGUGCCUGCUGGCCCGCCACCGCCACUGCCGCCGCCACCGCCGCCACCGCCGCCACCGCCACCGCCACCGCCAUCGCCGCCGGUUGGUGGGUGCAUCAGCGACAUGGUGUACCCCGAGGUUGCGCAGGCAGUGGGCGGCGGGCUGUCGUGGCUGUGCUACCGCAACGUGACGUUCAGCGGGGGUGGCAUGAGCCUGACGGUGCUGAUAGGGGCGAUGAUGGGCGAAGUGGCGAACGUCACGUUCGAUGGAUGCACUUGGAGGGACGGCGCCGUGCUGGUGCUCUUGGGCAACGCACACGCCGCUUUGGGGUCGCUGAACAUCAUCGUCACCGGCAACACGUUCCAUGACGCGCUGCUCAGCCCGGAGGGUGGGUUUCCACCGCACACGAACAUCACGGUCAGCGGGAACCGCUUUACGGUCACAAGGCUGAUCCCUCGGUCGGGUUUGGACGUAUGGAGCCCGUCGUGUGUCGCGAUGAAUGGACUGGCGAUCAGCAACGACUCCGCGGUGGUGUUCAGUGGCAAUGUGUUUCACGCCGUGGCGGCAUCGUCAAACGCCAUUCACGUUGUGGGAUCUGUGCUGAGGGUGUCGUGGCACUCCUUGUUUGCGGUGGUGGGUAACACAUUUCAUAUGGAUGGCGGCAACGGUACGCUGAUACAUCUUGAAGGGUCUAGACGGUUCUCAUCGCUGAGUGUAUUGAACGACUCUGCCGUGGUGAUCCGAGGCAACGUUGUGGUGGGAGGGUUAAAGUACUUCAUGCUACUUCUUAGGUCCUCAC